Penicillium odoratum is the source of this 3855-nucleotide messenger RNA. RefSeq lists its product as uncharacterized. The transcript is spliced from 2 exons. The coding region runs from base 1 to 3855 and encodes 1284 amino acids. Gene Ontology annotation, molecular function: phosphorelay sensor kinase activity; histidine phosphotransfer kinase activity. The record is from RefSeq and is a predicted model, not a curated record. Gene Ontology annotation, biological process: protein autophosphorylation; phosphorelay signal transduction system. Lineage: Eukaryota; Fungi; Ascomycota; Eurotiomycetes; Eurotiales; Aspergillaceae.
AUGCUUCGGCCUCAGCCAAAUGGGAAAGGACAGAAGACCCAGCAUACUGCGGACCGGAGGGCGAGGGAGCUUUACCGUUAUUACCAGCCCGCGACACCAGUUGGCGUAAUCCCCUCCUGGCUUGCUGCGGAAGGUCUAACAUCGUCUACCUCACCCGGAACCCCUCCAGUUACAACACCCCCAGUUCAAGAUGGGUCGAGCGGUUCGAACAGCAGCACUACUUCUAGCCCAUCAACGGCAAAGGGCCCCGAGGCUCUGGUCUUAGGCACAUCGAACAAUACAUUAACGUCUUUUGCGCAACUAGCAGCAUUGCGCCUGAAUGUGGAACGCGCUUUCAUUUGCGUGCUCGAUCGAGACAAGCAGUACGUCUUGGCCGAAGCAACGAAGUCCGUGAAUUUAAACGAUUCGUCAUUACACGAUCGCCAUGAUGCAAUCUGGAUGGGAUCAACUGGAGGCCAAAAGGCCUGGAGUCUGUGUCAGCAUCGUUUUGACCAAGCCCAGGAUACCACCGCCUUGCCCCCAUCCGAUCGCGAAAACGCCCAUUACGAAUUGCUUACCGUUAACGACCUGAGCCAACACGAUCGAUAUAAACACCUUCCAUUCGUUGAGAACGAACCGAAAUUCAAAUUUUACGCCGGUACGCCGUUGACGACCCAAAAUAAUAUCAAUUUGGGAUGCCUUUUUGUGCUGGACACGAACCCUCGCGAUGGGCUAUCUGGAUUGGAGAGAGACACGCUGGGAUCGCUGUCAGCUUUGAUCUUAGAUUACAUGAAGAUUUGUCGCCAAGCUUCUGAAGGACGACGAGCUGCGCGUCUAUCAAGAGGAUUGAGCUACUUCGUUGAGGGUAGCUCAAGCUUCGUCGAUACUGUUGAUCCCUCACGAGCUGAUAGUACUGGCCCAUUCUCUAUGACUCCACCGUCCACGAACAAUCGCGUUAGUACGUUUGGUGACUCUCGCGAGGGCAACAGCGCAGAUCAUACAUCGCAAAAAAGUGGAUCCCGUGAAAGCGCCCGUGAAAGCGCAUGCCACACAUCCCCGGGCCCACCGUACGCCCGAUCUCCUAGCAACGAGGCGCAAUCUAUCAGCUCAGAUGCCUCCGAGUCGAAAGUUGACACGGGAACUUCUGGUGUCGCAAGCUCUCUACCAGAAUGGGUCACCAGCAGUAGCCGUAAUCGACUACCACCAGACGACUCCCAGGGAAACUCAUGGUGUUUUCGCCGUGCUGCAAAUCUCCUCCGCGAGAGUUUAGACCUCAGCAGGGAUGGUGGUGUAGCAUUCUUUGAAGCGAACAACAACCCUUUGAUGGACACCGAUAGUGGAAGCGAUUGUUCUGCCGACUUGAGUGGACCUGCAACGAUAUUCUCAUUGUCCACCCAUGAUGAGCCGUUUUCUUUUAGCCAAAGUGACGCUUCUGUGACCAUCCCUGUUGCCAACCUUGAUCGAUCAUUUCUAUCGCUGUUGCUCCGACGAUACCCCAAAGGCAAGCUUUGGUCUUUCCACCGAGAUGGUCAGCUUUCGACCUCGGAUGAUGACGAUGAUUAUGUUCCUCGCUACUGGGGAUCUCCUGGUCCAAAUCGGUCACCGGACUUAGCACAGACCAAUAUUUCGAAACCCAUGGCUAAGCGCCGAAAAGCCGCGGAGAAUACGAUGCUCAAUCAAUACUUCCCCAACGCAACGCAGAUCAUUUUUGUGCCUCUGUGGAAUGCUGUCAACUCUCAAUGGUUCUCUGGAUGCUUUUGCUGGACCACUGUGGAGACCCAGGUCUUUACAUCAGCCGUGGAGCUUAGCUCGGUUCUUGGAUUUGGGUCAUCUGUAAUGGCAGAAUACAGCCGUGUGGAGUCGCUCAUCGCGGAUCGGCAAAAGGGAGAUUUUAUUGGCAGCAUCUCCCACGAGCUUCGAAGUCCUCUUCAUGGUAUCUUGGCGGCAGCUGAGUUUUUGAACGGCACGCAGCUCAGCGAAUUCCAGGAUUCGUUGCUUGAGACAGUCAAUGCCUGCGGCAGGACCCUGCUGGACACCAUGAACCAGGUGCUUGAUUUUAGCAAAGUUGUUUCACUUGAGCGAACGUGGAAGUCCAUGAAACAGCGAAAGGAGUCGCCGCUGGAUUUUAAAGGCACAGACACGCUGGCUUCCCAUUUGGAUAGCUAUGUAGCCACAGACCUUGCUAUCCUGGCGGAAGAAGUUGUAGAGGGUAUUUGUUUGGGACAUGCAUACGGCCUGAAAUCAACUGCGGCCGCCGAUAUCCCGGUUCUGUUGUCGCACAAUGGCCCUAAGGUUCAGUCAAAUGCCAACGUGGAUGUGAUUAUCGAUAUCGCGCAACGCGAUUGGGUGUAUCGCACUCAGCCAGGGGCUCUCCGCCGCAUCAUUAUGAACUUAUUUGGAAAUGCCAUGAAGUACACUGACCAAGGGCAUGUCACCAUUAGUUUGGAUGCUUCGAGCCAUUCAGAAGGCCGCUCUAGACGUCAAGGCUUGGAGGACCUCGUGACACUGACAGUUUCCGACACUGGAAGAGGAAUUUCGGAAGAAUUUCUUCGAGGUCGCCUGUACACUCCUUUCGCGCAGGAGGAUUCGCUUGCCGUGGGAACAGGUUUGGGACUUUCUAUCGUACGCAGUCUUGUCAAGGCUUUGAAUGGACACAUCCGCGUCCGUAGUCGCCCUAACGAAGGUACUGUGGUUCGGGUAUCACUGCCAUUAGCAAGACCAGUAGGCGAAGAGAGCCCACCUGUUGACCCACAUGCGUUUAAUCUGCAGCAAAGGGAAAUUCUCACGCAGACCAUGUUUCUUCGUGAAGGGUAUUCCAACAAGAAAGUUGCUAUCUGGGCUACCGAUCCAUCAAAUUUGGCAGAGCCUUGGAUUGAUAUUGCGAGGUAUAUAACUGAAUGGUUUGGUCUGGAAAUUGUCAGCUGGCCGCCUCCCACGACAAUUGACAUUUUGCUCGUUCAGGAGUCUGAUUUGCCUGAGUUGCGUAAUGGGAUGUCCACCACACUCCCAGCCCUUCUCAUUCUGUGCCACAGGUCGGUGGACUACAGUAUCGCACGCUCCGAAUGGUUACCUCUGUCCUCGUCUGUUGACAUUGUUCGACGCCCAUGCGGACCACAUAAGCUAGCCCGGAGUAUAUUAAAAUGUCUCCAACAUGGACAGCCAGCGGUCCUGACUCCAGCUUCUAUGCUGCAUGACCCUAUGGAUCUGCCCAUUCGAAGCGCACCCCCUUCAACCGUAGUUGGGUCUCCUAUCAUCUCACCUGUUGCAUCUCCUCCCCCAGCAGAAAUCACCCACCCGGGGGAUGUUGGCAGUCCAGUGUCGACAGGUGACACAGGUGACACAGGUGAUACAGGUGAUACCCCCCCUAUCUCACCUUCAGUUAUCACCGCCCCACCAGAGGAGAUAGUCGCCGCUCCACUACCGGCGCCCUUGGCUGAAACCGCUGUCCCCCCUUUGCGAACAUCCCGUGUUCUCGUCGUUGACGAUAACCGCAUCAAUCUCAAUCUGAUGGUUACAUUCAUGAAGAAACGCAAACUGACCGAAUUGAUGGCCGCGGAAAAUGGCAAAGUGGCCGUUGAAGCGGUCGAGCAGUCGCAAAAUGGCUUUGACAUAAUUUUCAUGGAUAUGUCCAUGCCCGUCAUGAAUGGCUUUGAGGCUACCCGAGCCAUUCGCUCGAUGGAGAGAGAAGAUAACGGCCGCAGGCCAGCCGUCAUCAUCGCCUUGACCGGCCUGAGCAGCUCUCGCGAUGAAUCCGAGGCUCUGGCAUCUGGUGUAGAUAUGUUCCUUACCAAGCCAGUAUCUUUCAAGGAAGUCUCACGCCUUCUUGAUGAAUGGGAGAAGAACGGGUUAAGGGACGAGCGGAAGACGGGCAAUUAA